CAUUGGUAUUUUAUAUAUAUAUAUUUGGUGUAUUUAUAGAUUCUUGAUGACCCAUCUGGAAACAGCUUUAUAGAGAAUUUUCUUGCACCACAGAAGGACCCAAACAUGCAGAUAACGUAUUACACUCGAAGUAAUGAACAGGAUCAAAUGUUGGGAAUAAUGAGUGGAGGAAGAGAAAGCUCUGAGAAUGAUGUAAAACAGAAUCCAAACGUCAGUGAUAAUACUGAACUUACUGAUGAGCACUUGAAAGAUGAAGUUCUGAACUUCCCAACUAAUUGUUCACACUGUAAUUCCCCAUGCCCAACGAGGAUGAAAGUUACAAAAAUUCCUCAUUUCAAGGAAGUUAUAAUAAUGGCUACAACAUGUGAUAUUUGUGGCUACAAAACAAAUGAGGUAAAAAGUGGUUCAGGCAUUGAACCUCUUGGGACAAGAAUUCAGUUUAAGAUAACAGAUCCAAGUGAUAUGACUCGUGAUAUUUUAAAGUCUGAAACAUGUAGUAUUGAGAUUCCAGAGUUGGUUCUGGAGGUAGGUGCUGGGACCCUUGGUGGACGAUUCACUACAAUAGAGGGAUUGCUAAACAAUAUCAAGGACCAGUUAAACGAAGACAGUCCUCUCAUCCAAGGAGACAGUGCUGACACUUCAAUGAAACAGAGGCUUGAUAAAUUCUUAAAGAGGCUACAAGAGGUGAUUGACUGUCGUAUGCAAGCAACGAUAAUUCUUGAUGAUCCAUGUGGAAACAGCUACCUCCAG
Limulus polyphemus (Atlantic horseshoe crab) is the source of this 750-nucleotide messenger RNA. It is a transcript of the gene Zpr1, whose product is annotated as zinc finger protein ZPR1-like. The record is from RefSeq and is a predicted model, not a curated record. Gene Ontology annotation, cellular component: nucleus; cytoplasm. The transcript has 7 exons. Lineage: Eukaryota; Metazoa; Arthropoda; Merostomata; Xiphosura; Limulidae. Gene Ontology annotation, molecular function: zinc ion binding. The annotation marks the transcript as partial.